Molecule: messenger RNA, 1100 nt
Organism: Populus euphratica (Euphrates poplar)
Lineage: Eukaryota; Viridiplantae; Streptophyta; Magnoliopsida; Malpighiales; Salicaceae
Product: ADP-ribosylation factor 1-like 2
Exons: 7
Coding region: 283-864 (193 amino acids)
Molecular function (GO): GTPase activity; GTP binding
Source: RefSeq, a predicted model, not a curated record
AAGUGGAAGUUGACAGUGACGAAAUUUAGCCUAAAAAGUCGAGAGAGAGAAGAAAAUGAAUAAAUGAAAUUCCAUGUGGACGGGAAGAAAAGGGAAGAAAAGCAGAGGCCAUGGCGUGCGAUCAUCUGUGUCGUGUCAUUAUUCUCUCUGUUUGGAGAGAAAGAAGAGUAUAAACAAGAAGAGAGAAACAGAACUCUAUUAGAUUUAGAUCAGACAAGAAGUACUAGACAGUAAGUGAUAGACUUGAGGAACACCUGGGAAGAUCAUCAUCAUAGAGAGGGGAUGGGUCAAGCCUUUCGCAAGCUCUUCGACACCUUCUUCGGCAAUACCGAGAUGCGGGUUGUCAUGCUCGGACUCGAUGCAGCGGGUAAAACUACCAUACUUUACAAGUUGCACAUUGGAGAAGUGUUAUCCACUGUCCCUACUAUUGGGUUCAACGUGGAGAAAGUUCAGUAUAAGAAUGUGGUGUUCACCGUUUGGGAUGUUGGUGGACAAGAGAAACUAAGGCCGCUCUGGAGGCAUUACUUCAAUAACACCGAUGGACUGAUAUAUGUUGUUGAUUCGUUGGACCGGGAGAGAAUUGGAAGAGCUAAGGCAGAAUUUCAGACCAUCGUCAAAGAUCCAUUUAUGCUCAACAGUAUCAUCUUGGUGUUUGCCAACAAACAGGACAUGAAAGGAGCAAUGACCCCAAUGGAAGUCUGCGAAGGACUAGGUCUUUUCGAACUCCAGAACAGAAAAUGGCACAUACAGGGGACUUGCGCUCUCAGGGGAGAUGGACUUUAUGAGGGCCUGGACUGGUUAUCUGGAACUUUUAAAGAGAUGAGAGCUGCAGGAUACUCUUCAGUGGGCACCUCAUCAUUCUAACAUUCCAAGGUUUGUUGGAAACCUAAAGUUCAUCUCGAUGAAGCUGGAGAGUUGGCCGUUGCUUCUGGGGAAGUCCUGAACUAAUCAUUGUAGGUUGCCUAAAGCAUGUGGAUUUAUUAGGUCGCUUAACUUUGGCUUUGACUUCCUCCCGUUUAUAUGGAAAUACAGAGUCUGAAUGGGAUCUUUAUAUGCUUUGGGGUGCCCAUCUUAUAAAGUAGAUUGCUUUUAAUUCGGUC